GGCGUACCUGAUCAGUUGCCUACGGACGGAUCACCUUUUGAAGAUACGCAGUUGACCUCGAUGGGUGCCCCGGUUAAAAUGCAUUUUGUUGGUUCAGCUUUUGAAACGGGAACCUUGGUCUUCGGUGAUCGUUCUGCUUCUCUCCAAGAUUCCCCCUCCGCUCCUUCUACAGAGGACCUGAACUGCGACCCCGGUUUGGGGUUCCCCUUGGACACCGAUUCUUCAUGUCGCGGGGACGAGCUGGCCCGUCUCCAAGCUGUGUUUGAGGCGCUGGAUAGAGAUAAAGAUGGCUUUGUGAAGAUGGAGGACUUUGUGCAAUUUGCUACAGUGUACGGAGCGGAACAGGUUAAGUACCUCACCGGUUACCUGGAUCCUGCCGGUCUUGGAGUUAUCAAUUUCCGUGACUUCUAUCGUGGAAUCUCCGAAAUCCAAAAUGAAGAUCUGGACAUGCAGCUGUAUGAUAUGGGAUAUCCGUCCGAGGAGGAGCCCGCGUGCUCGGUGGAUUUUGAUGACCUUGCGGCGUUUGAGGUGACCGAGGUGACGGACAGCGCCUACGUGGGCUCCGAGAGCGCGUACAGCGAGUGCGAGACCUUCACCGAUGAGGACACGGGAGCGCUGGCCACGCAGGAGGACCCCGAAACGGAGGGCGAUGGCGGAGUAUCCCGAAUACCUCCACCUGCAACGCCGGAGGGUUUGGAGAUCUCGCUCUGUGACAUCUCAGUGAUUUCAGUAACCGGUCAGGAAGAGCAGUUUGAGGAUUUUGGGGAAGGGACGGAGCCGGACCUCUUCAGCAGCCAAUGUGACGAGGAUCAGAAUGACAACCAGACGACCAGCAGUAUCCAGCCGCUCUACAGCAGCGGUGGCCCCGUGUCAGAGCGCCAGCUGCUGGCGCCCCCUCCGUGCACCGCUAUAGGGGGCUUAUUCUGCAGCCAGUGCCACAAACACGUUAACCGACUGGAAGACUUGUCCACCCGUCUCCGAUACCUAGAGAUGGACAGUCCCGACAAGAGGCCGUCGAGCAGAAAAGAAGCCAGGAGGCUACAUCACAGCAGUCUCCUGGUUGAGGACUCCAUGGAACGGCAGCUCGCAGACAUGUCCUGCGAUGAGACGGAUCUCACGGACAAGGUUCUGUACUUGGAACAGAGGGUUAGCGAGCUUGAAAGAGAUGCCAGCACCAACGGGGAACAGCAGAACCGUCUCAGGCAGGAGAACCUGCAGUUGUUACAUAGAGCCCACGCGUUGGAGGAGCAGCUCAAAGAGCAGGAGCUGAGAUCCGACCAGGUUCAAGGCGAAGAAACGAGGAGACACAGGGAAGAGCUCCGUAAAAUGGAAAGGGACUGUGGGUACGAGCUGAGCAGCCUUAAAGCCAGAGUUCAGGAGCUUGAAAGUGAGAACUUAGAACUCCGAUCGCAGGUGCCCGUUCUCAAAGCAACAACCCAGAGGCUUGAGGAGGAGAACCAGAAGCUGAGGGACCAGGUGGAAGAAGUGCGUCGCCAGCUAAAAGAAAAUAAGGAACUCAACCAAAAACUUGGCGGGCGACUUAACAAGGAGAAGCACAAACAGCAGUCAGAGAAAGAGCAGUCCCAGGAGGUGAUUGAGGAGCUCCGCCGGGAGCUGGAGCAGAUGCAGCUGAUGCGGCUCGAAAUGGAACACCGGCUGGGCCUGGGGAACACCAGCGCCCUACAGGAAUACAACAGCCGUGCCCGGGAGGCAGAGCUCGAGCACGAAGUACGGAGACUGAAACAGGAGCAACGGGCCUUGAAGGAACAGAACGAGGAACUUAAUGGCCAGAUAAUCAACCUCAGUAUCCAAGGAGCCAAAAACCUGUUCUCCACAACGUUCUCCGACUCGCUGGCAGCCGAAAUCAGCAGCGUCUCCAGGGACGAGCUUAUGGAAGCCAUCCAGAAGCAGGAAGAGAUAAACCUCAGACUACAGGACUACAUUGACCGUAUCAUCGUGGCAAUCAUGGAGACCAACCCUGCCAUCUUGGAAGUGAAAAUGCAAUAGCUCUGUGUGCCCCGUCGUCGGGAGCAAGAAUUACUGCCCGUGAUCCCUGAUGCUGAGGAGGCAGAUACGAGUCCUGGAGACGCCCGGCACGCAUAGCUGCACCAAACUGUUUUUUUGGGGGGGUUUUGGAAGACAUUCACCUGUGGAGUGCACCGUGAGAAAUGCAAACCUGCAUCCCGUUACCGUACAAGUUGUGAGAGUGAGAGCAGCGCGCAUGGAAAACCAUAUCUUGGUAUGCGCUACGCACCUGAGACUGAGCGCGCGGGGACACGUUAACACUCCUGUAUAGGACGCCGUACACGGCGAUCGUUUUAUUUCUCAUUCCCAUUGGUUGCCGGUUGCGUUGCCGAUGCCCGGUUCUGUCGCCACCUGCUGGCUGAAUUGAGUAUUGUUUUUUACUUCGAAAUCGGAUGGCUAAUUGUAAAUGGAGGAACUUUCCCCCGAAAGAAAUCACCACCUCUGCCCGUCUAACGCACAACGUGUUGUGUAAGUGUGACCCACAACAUCACGGAACGACUUUGUAUAAAUCACCAGUGUAUAAAAUCAACGCUUUGGCCACUGGCGGUGAGCCUUUUGAUUCUGAACAAUACCGUUAAGCCUGUGUGUAGCAUGAUGGGAAUAUCAGAUGAUGUACAAGACGAGCACCAACAUCCAGAUGAGAUGCAUGUUGGGGGGGAAAAAUUGAGAUAACACAAAUAGUAUAAGAUUUGGUGCAUCUGUGUACACGUGUGAUACAUACAGGUAUGUGCUUAAUUGUAUGUUUGUAUGCAGGCAUACAAUGGGAAAACUCCGGGCUGCAACUGCGUCUGACCCCCCCCUCCUUACUCAAUAAAUGUUUGAAUAUUUUGGGUGCUGCAUCGAAAGCAAGGUUCAGCAACUCCUGCCCUGCUCUACAACUCCCAUCACCCCCAGUCAAAGAUUGCCGCUCCAUCGUAGUAUUGAGACGAUUACCAUGUACAGUAAGCCGGUGGGAGUAUUCCUCUCGCUCUCCAACACCCCCCCUUUCUCCCUCUUUUUUAUACGCAGGCAAAUGUUCCCAUUUUUAGAUGCUUUUGAAGAACAUUUCUAUAUAUAUAUAUAUGUGUGUAUGUAUAUAAGUACCUGAAAGAUCUAUAUGUAUGUAUAUUGGAUAAUCUGUAAAUAUUCCAAGGUAUGAGAAGGGACUGGACGUUGCCCUCUUGUAUGACGCACUCCUGGAGAUUAAUUUAACCACGUCACGGUCUAUUCGCUUUAUAUGUAAUUCAACACGUGACACGUUUGACGAGUUGGAAGCCACAUGCUGGAAUGCGUGCUCUUUCCGAUCACAGAAUAAUGAAUUGUUUUGCUGAAUUAAUUUAUUGAUUGGAAGCUGGACUACAAAUCACUUUUGCUUUAGUUUAUUUUUUUUUCCAAAAUUUAUUCUGUUUAUAGGUUUUUUUUUUAAU
This is a messenger RNA of Spea bombifrons (plains spadefoot toad), 3431 nucleotides long. It is a transcript of the gene RAB11FIP3, whose product is annotated as RAB11 family interacting protein 3. Gene Ontology annotation, molecular function: calcium ion binding. Gene Ontology annotation, cellular component: midbody; endocytic vesicle; cleavage furrow. The coding region runs from base 61 to 2007 and encodes 648 amino acids. NCBI's taxonomy places the organism in Eukaryota, Metazoa, Chordata, Amphibia, Anura, Pelobatidae. Gene Ontology annotation, biological process: regulation of cytokinesis; endocytic recycling. The record is from RefSeq and is a predicted model, not a curated record. The transcript is spliced from 16 exons.